Messenger RNA from Cyprinodon tularosa, 1599 nucleotides. RefSeq names its product rhomboid domain containing 3 (gene rhbdd3). The record is from RefSeq and is a predicted model, not a curated record. The transcript has 5 exons. The coding region runs from base 414 to 1514 and encodes 366 amino acids. NCBI's taxonomy places the organism in Eukaryota, Metazoa, Chordata, Actinopteri, Cyprinodontiformes, Cyprinodontidae. Gene Ontology annotation, cellular component: membrane. Gene Ontology annotation, molecular function: serine-type endopeptidase activity; protein binding.
GAAUCGUCAAUACAGCGAAGAAGAAAAAGAACGUGUUUACGGAAGUUUAUGUGCACCAGAAUUUCUUUACAUUUACAUACUAACAGUUUGCAUAUUUGUCUUAUUUUCUACUCAUGUCACAUUUUUUAUUUAAUAAUGUUUCAUUAAUAGGCUCUAAUUAAUGAUUUCCCAUAUUGAUUAUAAAUCGAAGAAAUCCCAGUCAUAGCUAGCUUUUUCCUUUUGUUGAUAGAAUCAUCCAUAUGUGUGAUUAUAAUGUAGAUACAAUUACUUUAGAUAUCGGCAUUCUAAUGUAUGGUAAAAAAAAUAUGGUCAUACACAUCUUAGCCUUUUAUCAGAUAUGCAUCUCCUUUGAUGAGCGUCAUCAAAUGUUGGUUUAUCAUGGAGUUAAAUGGAGAAGCUGCAGCUGAGGUGAAAUGAUGCAACGACGUUUCCUGUCAUUAAGGUCCUUGUUUGGGCCAGAUCACUCUGGAUUUUGCCUUGUAACAUUCACUCUGAUCACGCUGAUGGUGUUGAUCUAUGUUGGGGGCAUCCAGGCAAGUCUGAGCGUCGGUCCAGGAGGAUACUUCCCAAGGUUCAGAGAUGUGUUCCUAUAUGCUCUUAGUCACGAUGAUCAGCCCUCCUUGCUGAUCAGCCUUGUUCUUCUGCUGCUGCUGGGAUCAUGUCAGGAGCGGCGCUGGGGAUCAGUGGCCUUCCUUCUCCUCUCCAUCCUCACAAUGGCUUUGCUGUCAUUUAUUUACACUUUGAUGCUGUUUGUGGGAGGAGGUGAGGCGAGUCGGAUCUGUGGCUACUCUGCCAUCCAGCUCGCUCUGUUUACAGCUCAGUGUCGACAAGCCACAAAAAGGAGGCUGCUGAGGUGUUUACCAGUCUGGCUCCUGCCAUGGCUUUUUCUGCUGGGUGGUUUGCUGCUGCUGCCAGGAACACCGGCCUUGCUUCACCUCUGUGCUAUAUGCAUUGGACACAACUAUCAGCAGCCCUUUAUUGGGGCCUUACAGGAACUGGAAGAGAUCAGUAUUUUUUAUUUCAUUCCUAGUUGGAUGUACGUUCCUACUUCAACCCGGUUCAGACUGCCAACGUUUGCAACCUCCCAGAGAUACCUUCCCCAGUUCAUGGCUGAAAAUCAUGCAGCUCCUCCACCUGUGAGGGGUCCCACAGUUCACAGCCCCCACCCAUGGAUGGAGCCAUCACCUGCCUGGGUGAUGGAGGCGCGGUCUGCUGCUGUGUCUGAGACAGAAGUGCUGGAGGAACAGAUGCUACGAGCAGGGAUACUGGCCUCCUUACAGGACGCUCCUGAAGAAGGGCCUGACGCUAAAGUAGAGGUCCAAAAGUCAUCAGUGUCUUCACUGCGGCUACAGCAGCUGGAGAAGAUGGGAUUUCCCACAGAGAAAGCUGUGGUUGCAUUAGCAGCAACCAAGGAGCUAGAUGGCGCCAUUUCUCUACUUAUUGAGGAUAGUAUUGGAGAACAAGCAGUGGUGGUAUCUAAGGGAAAGAGCCAUCCACCACAGCAGAGCAUCUAAACAAGCUUCUCUUUUUUAGGAAUCGCUCUGUUACGGAUUUUUCACUUUUGAUUUAAACUGGACAUACGCCAUGCUUGGGCUUUUC